AUGGAGCGCGUGGUGCUGGGCAUGCAGGACCCGGACAUGGGCAUCAAGCUGCGCAGUCAGCGCCUCCUGCUCACGGUCAUCCCGCACGCCAUGACCGGAAGCGACAUCGUGGAGUGGCUCCUGCAGAAAUACGGCCUCUCGGAAGAGGAGUCCCUGCACCUGGGCAAGCUGAUCGUGAAGCACGGCUACAUCUACCCGCUGAAGGAGCCCCGCAGCCUCGCCCUGCGCGUCGACGAGACGCCCUACCGCUUCCAGACCCCCUAUUUUUGGAUGAGCACCAAGUGGCCAGCGACAGACCUGGAUUAUGCCAUCUACCUGGCCAAGAAGAACAUCCGGAAGCAGGGAGAGCUCAUUGAGCAUGAGAAGGAAGAUUACAACCAGCUCCACAAGAGGAUCAACCACACCUGGGACUUUGUGGUGAUGCAGGCCAGAGAGCAGCUCCGGGCAGCCAAGCAGCGGCGGAAAGGCGACCGGAUUGUCAUCGAGUGCCAGGAACAGGCCUACUGGCUCGUCAACAGGCCCCCGCCUGGCAGCCUGAACGUGAUGGAGGAAGGGCCUGAGAGGAGGAACUGCCAGAGCACCCGAGUCCAGCUGGAAAAGAACACAGAUCAUUACAAACGGGAGAUCCGCUACUGCCGCGCUGCCAUGGGCAGGACAAGGGUCAAGUCUUCCGUCUGCCUGGAAGGGUACCUCAAGUUCAACGAGCAAUACGUGCCGCACGACCCCAUCAUGUCCGGAUGCCUCCCCAGUAAUCCCUGGAUCACAGACGACACCACCUACUGGGCCAUGAACGCCCCCACGGUGACGGCCCCCACCAAGCUGCGAGUGGAGCGCUGGAGCUUUGGCUUCAGUGAGCUGAUCGGGGACACCCUGGGCCGGGUGCAGCUCCUGGAGUUCCUCAAGAAGGAGUUCAGCGCCGAGAACCUGAGCUUCUGGGAGGCCUGCGAAGAGCUGCGCUACGGAGAGCAGGGCCGGAUCGAGGAGAUCGUGGACUCCAUCUACCAGCAGUUCCUGGCCCCCGGGGCCACCCGCUGGGUGAACAUCGACAGCAAGACGAUGGAGCGGACCCUGGAAGGGAUAAAGACCCCCCACCGCUACGUCAUGGAUGAUGCCCAGAUGCACAUCUACAUGCUGAUGAAGAAGGACUCCUACCCUCGCUUCCUGAAGUCCGAUCUCUACAAGAACCUGUUGGCCGAGGCUGUCAUCCCCCCGGAGACUAAGAAGCGGUGA
Zootoca vivipara (common lizard) is the source of this 1230-nucleotide messenger RNA. The record is from RefSeq and is a predicted model, not a curated record. NCBI's taxonomy places the organism in Eukaryota, Metazoa, Chordata, Lepidosauria, Squamata, Lacertidae.